AUAGGAAGAAGUUACACGCCUACAUAAAUGCCCCGAACUGUUUCUAGCCUACACAAUCCUCCUCUUGAUAUUCUUGCUCCUCUUCCAUCCAUGGCGAGCUGGGCAGAAUUGCCGCACGAUCUCAUUCCUGUGAUCGCAAAGCGUAUUAAAGUGAUGGAAGAUUUCAUUGCUUUUGGUGCUGUUUGUACCUCAUGUCGAACUGCUGCCACUAAGGAUAAUUUUGAUUUGCUUUCUCCCCAACUUCCGUUGCUUAUGCUGGCUGAUAGAGAUGAUGAUUAUCGAGAAUUUUACUCUCUGUCCAAGGAAAAAGUUUCACGCAUAUUUCUCCCAGAAGCUAGAGGGCGAGAGUGUUUUCUAUCAGAGGGGUGGCUGUUUACCAUGUCAUGUAAUGGUGAGUUUAACUUGUUGCAUCCUUUCUCCCGUAACCAAAUUCAACUUCCUUCACGACAAGCCUUAAGUGAUUUUGAGGGUCUCGACGAAGUACCUAAAGGACAAAUCUAUCGCUGUAUAGACAAAGCUAUCUUAUCUGCCAAUCCUUCUCAUACAUCAGAUUAUGUACUGGUGAUUUCCUAUUUUAAUUUUAGUAACUGCUUGGCUUUUUGGCGACCUGGAGACCUCAACUGGACUAAUAUUGACACUAGAAAUUUCGGGGGCGCAGUCGCUACUAUGAAUUAUUAUAAGGGUCAAUUUUUUGCUGUCUUUUACACUGGUGAAGUUAGGGUUUUUGACGUUGCAGGGCCUAGUAUUGCUCAACCAAUUGUAAAGUCGCACUUUCUUGUACGGCUUAAAGAUAAGAUCUUUGAUGAAGCGUCAGUCCAGUUCUAUCUAGUUGAGUUGCAAGGUGCACUAUUACUUGUUACCCGGUUUGCCCAUCAUAAUGAAGAAGAAGAUGGUUAUGAUACUUUUAAAUUUAAACUAUCUGAACUAGAUGUAAUAAAACGUGAAUUGAGGGACAUCAACGACUUGGGAGAUUCAACAAUUUUUUUGGGCCGUAAUGGAGCAAGUUCUAUUGACUCUUCGAAGUUUAAAGGAGUCAAGCCUAAUCACAUAUAUUUUACUGAUGAUUGGGUUGAGGAAUUUAACUACGUGAAAGGUGGUGGUGGAAGGGAUAUGGGAGCUUACGAUCUUGAAGAUGGAAAAAUCGAAUCUUUUUAUCCUGGAUUAUCACUAAGUCGUAUUUGCCCGCCAACUUGGGUCAUACCGUCAUUCAGAUAAUGUUUAAAAUGUUAUUAACUUAGAGUUGGGAGGAUGAAGCAGGUUGGAUCCAGGCUUCAGUUGUAACACACACUUAUAUCUCACUCAGGAAGGACCAUUAUCUACCUAUAAAAUAUUUUGCUUGAUGGUGUUAUGGAGCCCGAGAUCAAAUGCUUGAUAUAGAUUGCAGAUAGAUGCCUCUAUUGAUGAGAUAACGGCCAUUUUAAGUUGCAUAAUGUGCCAUACUGAAUUGGCACAACUCUGCUUGCAUGACAUGUCAUGGGGAGGACGAUGGCUUUUUUAAUGAGUUGCAUGGAUUGAAUUGGCAAAAUCCUGAGUGCUGCAAAACUGUGAGUAAUACUAGGAAUAAAUUCUAGCUUUAUAAACAACCAUGUCUAUACUUCUGUUUUAUGUACUUAUGCUGUGCCAGUUAGACGGAUCAUUCUGCAUGCUUGUAUCUCACAUUUCACAUGAGCAUCUUAGUUAUGUACUCCUUUUAACUGCAAUUUUUGUUUUCUGGAAUGACGCGAAAUAUGCGCGGAAAGAUUCUUACCAGGAAGGAGGAGAGUUGCAGAAUUGAUUUUGAUCCUUGACUUGACUAACGUAAAGUGCUCUCACUGCCUAGAUUCUUAGUUGAUGAGGAUCUAUACUACCCUUGAUGGCUUGAAUACAAGAGAGAAAAUAGAAACGGGUGGGACGUAGGCUAGAUCUUCAUAUCUAGAAGUGUCCAGGUCAGCUUUUCGAUGAGGGAAAGCUCUCCACAUAUAGUGGUUUUUGAGAGGAGCCAGGACCUGAUGCAAGUUUUCUCUACUCUAGGGAAUCUAAGCAUGGCAAUGCUGUUCUAAAAACAAAUGUUAAUCUUUGUCAAGAUGUUUCCUUUUGAUUAGAAAAAGAAAAUGUCAACUUAUAUUUUUUAUUUUGAUGCUGAAAUGUACUAGUUAAUAGAAUGUACAUUCUCAAUCAUUAGAAAAGAAAAUGUUACAAGUACUUAUUUUCUUUCUUCCUCUUCUUGCCUUGUAUGUUGGCUUCCCUUUAAGUUUUACAUUUUCCUUGGCAGGUCAGGUUCUUAAUAGAUUUCCAUAGUGACCUUAUGCGUAACAGUUAUCUUCUUGAUUGCUGCACAGAAGGAAACUAACAUUUGGUGGGUGUUUUAACUUAUGUGCUGAAAAUCCUUGUGGUUCAUCAGGAUUUGUGGCCAAAAUUCUGGUGAUCAUCACAACAUGUCGCCGUGUUGGGAAAGGAUUCUUAGCAAAAGGCGUCACCUUUGAAAACUAUGCGGGACCAAGCAUGCACCAAGCAGUGGAUCUUCUGAGUAGCUCAGACUUAUCGGCUUUCGACCAAUGCAGCGUUCUCGCAUACCAAACCUGUUCAGUGCCCAAGGAAGAGAAAUCCAAAGCAGAAUACUGGGAUUUCAAUCCUGAACUGCAAAGUGGAAGCUGUUGUGGAUUUGAUUCCUGUACAAUCAUCGUUCAAGAGUUGUCUAGGACGUCCCUGGAAAGAAUAUUCGAGAACUGUCUUUCUUCAGUCGUACAUUGGCAGUUUAAUAGAGUCUGUUGUAUGGUUGGAAUGGAAUGGUGAUUUUGCAUUGAAGACACUUUAUGGUGAGUACAUGAACAGAGGACCAGGUUCAAAUACUAGUGUCAGAGUGAAGUGGCCUGCUGGUUAUUGAAUCACCAACAGUUCUGCCGAGGCCAGUCAAUUUACAGUUGGGAAUUUCAGUCAGGGUGGGGAAGGGCUACCACCUACGGGCUUUCCUUUUUUAUCUGACUUCCUCCUAAUAGUUUCUCUUACAAUUUUAUGGGUGCUAGCUACUAGAUUGUUUUCUACUGAACUGAUUAAUUCCCCGUUUGAGGAGUGUGAAAUCAAGCGGUAGCCUGUAUUCUUGGGGAAAUUCAUGUCAUUCGUAUUACUUAUUCACAGGAACAAUGAUCUGAAAUUUUGCAUAUUACUAUUCAUCACUUCAAUUGUUACGAACUCUACUCGAGAAUUGGCCCCGGAGAAGCAUGAAGAUCAACUCGGGCCUGCUCUAAAUUCAGAUGCAGUAACAAGGCUAGAUAAUGCAAUAAAAGAUUAGCAGAUUGUGAGUGGAAGCCUGGUUGAAACUACAAGUGUUUGUAGCUAUAAAAGGAAAGAAACCACGAGACAGUAGCCUUCCUUUUGUGUUUUAUCGUUUCCUGGCCUUGUUUUUCCCUAAGUUGAGGAUUGCAAGCUUGUAAUCUCUUUUAUUUCAGUUUAAUAUUAAGCUUUUCUGUUACAUUAA
Molecule: messenger RNA, 3454 nt
Organism: Nicotiana tabacum (common tobacco)
Lineage: Eukaryota; Viridiplantae; Streptophyta; Magnoliopsida; Solanales; Solanaceae
Source: RefSeq, a predicted model, not a curated record